AUGUCUGCAAGGCUCAAGGGCGGUCUGUUUGUCAGAUACAAACAAAUGGAAAGGAAGCUCAGGCUCCUGGAGAUAAGAGAGGGGUAUGUGCGCAAGGAGAUCGAGACUCUCAAGAGGGAGGAGAGGCACAGCAGGGAGGAGCUUGACCGGGUCAAGAGUGUUCCGCUGAUAAUGGGGCAGUUUCUUGAGCCGAUUGACAGCUCGACGGCGAUUGUGGGGUCGACUGCGGGAAGCAACUUUGUUGUCAGGAUUCUGUCGACUGUGGACAGGGAGCUGCUGAAGCCAAACACCACUGUUGCGCUGCACAGGCACUCGAGCGCGAUUGUCGGGGUGCUCCCGCCGGAGGUCGACAGCACGAUUCCAGUGAUGGGGGAGUCCGAGAAGCCCUCUGUGACGUACGGAGAUGUGGGGGGCCUUGAUGUGCAGAAGCAAGAGAUAAAGGAGACUGUGGAGCUCCCGCUGUUGCAGUCUGACCUGUACAGGCAGAUUGGAAUUGACCCUCCGCAGGGCGUUCUGCUCUAUGGGCCGCCCGGAACGGGGAAGACGAUGCUUGUGAAGGCUGUGGCGAACCACACGAAGGCCACGUUUAUCAGGGUGAACGGGUCAGAGUUCGUGCAGAAGUAUCUUGGAGAGGGCCCGCGGAUGGUCAGGGAUGUGUUCCGGCUGGCAAGGGAAAAGGCGCCGUCGAUUGUGUUUAUCGACGAGGUGGACUCGAUUGCAACGAAGAGGUUUGAUGCAUCGACCUCGGCAGACAGAGAGGUCCAGCGUGUGCUGAUAGAGCUGCUGAACCAGAUGGACGGGUUCGACCCGGCGGCAAAUGUCAAGGUGAUUAUGGCCACGAACAGGGCGGACACGAUUGACCCUGCACUCCUCAGGCCUGGGAGGCUGGACAGAAAGAUAGAGUUUCCGCUCCCCGACAGGAGGCAGAAGAGACUUGUGUUCAAUGCGAUUACAUCGAAGAUGAGCCUGAAUGACUCUGUGGACAUUGAAAGCCUUGUGUGCAGGCCCGAGAAGAUAAGCUGUGCAGACAUCAACUCGAUCUGCCAGGAGGCGGGGAUGCUUGCUGUUCGGGCCAGCAGAUACAUGGUUACGCAGAGGGACUUUGAGGAGGCAUACUCGAAGGUUGUUGAGAGGAGCGGCACACAGCCUGCAUUCUAUAAUUAA
Molecule: messenger RNA, 1164 nt
Organism: Encephalitozoon cuniculi GB-M1
Lineage: Eukaryota; Fungi; Microsporidia; Unikaryonidae
Exons: 1
Coding region: 1-1164 (387 amino acids)
Biological process (GO): proteasome-mediated ubiquitin-dependent protein catabolic process
Cellular component (GO): proteasome regulatory particle, base subcomplex
Molecular function (GO): ATP binding; proteasome-activating activity; ATP hydrolysis activity
Source: RefSeq, marked provisional